Messenger RNA from Psylliodes chrysocephalus, 371 nucleotides. The record is from the annotation of a GenBank genome assembly. Lineage: Eukaryota; Metazoa; Arthropoda; Insecta; Coleoptera; Chrysomelidae.
AUGACUUACCAACUUCAACAACAUCACCAUUGGGGUGGUAAACACCCCUUAGGUCUAGAAGGAAGUAAGAUGAACGCUAUUGUACUACUAAUAAUUGCUGUUACUGGAGUAUGUUCAUUAGAAACUGGAAAAUUAUGGAAGCAGUACAAGGUAAAUUUCCAAAAAAAAUAUUCAAAUGAACAAGAAGAAAAUAAACGAUUUACAAUUUUCCAAGAAAAAAUUUGUGAAAUCCAAGAACACAAUGAUAGAUACAAUAAGGAAGAGGUUUCUUGUUAUAUGGGAAUAAACCAAUUUUCAGAUCUUACUCACGAAUAAUUCGUAAAACUGUUAAAUUUAAGAAGAAACAUUUCAUUGGAUUUACCAAAGACAAC